GCUGUGGUGGCGGACGCUGGGCUGAGGCGGGUGGGAGUCAGCGCUGAGCGCGGGCUAAGGAAGCAGGGCAGCGACUAGCAAGCGGCGCGGGACGCGGAGCCUCUUUUACUUUUUCGCUUUUCGAGUGCCCCCACCCACCCCUCCCACUCCACACACACCCUGUUUGCCCGUGAGCCUGGGGAACUUGCAGCUUAAAGCCAGCCACCCCCACGGCAGCAUGUACCCCAGCAACAAGAAGAAAAAGGUGUGGAGAGAGGAGAAAGAACGUUUAUUGAAGAUGACCUUAGAGGAGAGACGCAAAGAAUAUGUGAGGGACUAUGUUCCCCUGAACACCAUCCCAUCAUGGAAGGAGGAGAUGAAGGGGAAGAGCCAAAAUGAUGAAGAAAAUACUCAGGAAAAGAAAAGCUUGAGCGAAAAAGUUUCUCUCUAUAGAGGUGACAUCACUUUGCUAGAGGUAGAUGCUAUAGUCAAUGCAGCAAAUGCCAGCCUUCUUGGAGGAGGAGGGGUGGAUGGCUGUAUUCACAGAGCAGCUGGCCCCUGUUUACUAGCUGAAUGUCGUAACCUGAAUGGCUGUGAUACUGGGCAUGCAAAAAUCACAUGUGGCUAUGACCUUCCUGCAAAAUAUGUCAUCCACACUGUAGGGCCGAUAGCCAGAGGUCAUAUUAGUGGGUCCCACAAGGAAGACCUUGCAAAUUGCUAUAAAUCAUCUCUGAAGCUGGUGAAAGAAAAUAACAUCCGAUCAGUUGCAUUUCCCUGCAUCUCAACAGGCAUUUAUGGUUUCCCAAACGAGCCUGCUGCAGUUAUUGCCCUCGGCACCAUUAAGGAAUGGCUGACCAAGAAUCACCAUGAGGUGGAUCGGAUCAUCUUCUGUGUCUUCUUAGAAGUCGACUUCAAAAUCUACAAAAAGAAAAUAAGCGAGUUUUUCCCUGCAGAUGAUAAUGAAGAAGAUGUUGACAUGAAAGAAGUAUCAGAAGGGUUAGAGCCAAAAGGCCUGUCACCACCCCACAAGAAGAGCAAAGCAAAGAAGCCAGAAUCAUCAAAGGACUCUAGUGAGGAUGAGAAUGGUCCUGAAGAGAAGCAAAGGGCAGAAGACUUGGAAGGCCAGAGCCAAGAAGCAGAUGGUGUCAACACUGCCACUGUGCCCAGCCCUGCUUCAGAUGAGGCGGUUGAGGUGUGCAAAGAUGAAGAUUCCUCAAAGGAUGACAAUAUUACAAAAGAAGAUGAAGCAAAAGAUCAUUCUGUGUGUGACCAAGAUAAACCCAGUGCAGGAGAAGAGAAUGAUUCAACAAAGAAUGAAAUAAAAAUUGAGACAGAGUCCCAGAGCUCAUACAUGGAAACAGAAGAGCUUUCACCAAACCAAGAGGAUGCCACAAUUGUUGAGCAACCAGAAGAGAUUCCAGUAGCUGAUGACCAAGAAGAAAAAGAUGAUGAAAAAGCUCAAGAUAAGGACACACCUAGACUGCCUGUGAAAAUUGAAGGCUCCAGUGAUACAGAAAAUACUACAGGUCCUGAUGUUGAAAUGAAUAGUCAGGUUGACAAUAUGAAUGACCCAACAGAGAGUGAGCAAGAAGAUUAACUAAUAGCAGGGGCACAAGAUGAAGCAAAGGAACAAUGAAGUGGAACUAAGUGAUGGUCCUCAGUGUUGUGUGGCCUCGCCUGGCCCUGGGGGAGUGUGGGCAGAGAGCAGCAUGCUGUGGAGCAG
Molecule: messenger RNA, 1702 nt
Organism: Choloepus didactylus (southern two-toed sloth)
Lineage: Eukaryota; Metazoa; Chordata; Mammalia; Pilosa; Megalonychidae
Gene: MACROD2
Product: mono-ADP ribosylhydrolase 2
Exons: 19
Coding region: 218-1576 (452 amino acids)
Biological process (GO): DNA damage response; peptidyl-glutamate ADP-deribosylation; purine nucleoside metabolic process
Cellular component (GO): nucleoplasm
Molecular function (GO): ADP-ribosylglutamate-[protein] hydrolase activity
Source: RefSeq, a predicted model, not a curated record